AUGACUUCCCUAACCACCGUGGCCAUCGUAUGGUUUGGCCUGACAGUGUCUGAACAGAUCGUCUACAACCUCUUCUUUUCACCUCUGUCGAAGAUUCCGGGCCCCUUCAUCGCCAAGAUCACCACCAAGUGGUUGACAUUCAUAGAUCUAGCUGGGCAUCGAACUACGGUGUUGCAUGAGCUACAUCAACGUUAUGGCACCGCCGUGCGAAUAGCACCAAAUGAGAUCUCGUUCUCGGAUUGCGGGUCCAUCAAGGAUAUCUACGGCCAGCAAACUGCGUUUAUGAAAGCACCAAUCUACGACACCAUGAGCGUGCCACCAUUCGGCAUCUUCAGUAUGCGCAAUCGAGCAGAUCAUUCGCAGAGACGGAGACUUCUUAGUCAUGCCUUUGCUCAAUCAUCCCUUUAUGAGUCCGAGCCUCUGAUCGAAGACAAUGUGCGGGCAUUGAUCUCGCGUCUUGACAACGAACUAGAAAUGCCCGUGGAUGUUAUGUCUCUAUUCAGGCUGCUGGCUUUCGAUAUCGUUGGAGACUUGUUUCUUGGACAAGCAUUCGGAGGCCUAGCUUCAAAAGACCCACCACAGUUCCUUCACGAUAUGGACCUUCAUUUCAUGUGUUGCGCAAUAGAGGCAAAUUCCCCGUUGUUGUAUGCAGUGCUUUCACGCUUGCCUAUCCCUCAGCUCAGGCAUUUCUUUCAAUCACGAGAAAGGCUUGGCGUGUACGGGCAAAAAGCAUUAAGUUCCUAUUUAUCUAAACAUGGUCGAGAAUCUGACAGGAAAGACCUGCUGAAGAAGGUGGUCUCGUUAAAAACAGAGACUGGCACUCCGCCGCUUACAGACAAGGAAACCUACACAGAGAUUGGGAAUCUUGUGGCAGCUGGAACUGAUACCACCAGCAUGACUCUUACGUAUAUGUUCUGGCAGCUUGGGAAGAACCCUGAUUGGCAAGAGCAACUGCGGAAGGAGCUGCGAACGCACCUCAGCAAUGAACACGGAGUCAUACCAUCAUACAAUAAUGUGAAUCAACUUCCUAUUCUCAAUGCUACUAUACAUGAGGCACUCCGACUCCAUCCAGCCGCCCCCGCCAGUCUUCCACGGGAGACACCGAAAGGUGGAAAAAUGCUCAAUGGAUAUUUCAUUCCAGAAAAAACCAUUGUCUCGAUGCAAUGCUACACAACACAUCGUGACCCAGACACCUUUCCGAAUCCUAACAAUUUUGAUCCAACCCGAUGGUUAGAUCAGGAGUCAGAAGAUAUGAAAGACCUAUUCAUGCCAUUCUCGAAAGGACCGAGAGCAUGUCUAGGCAAGAACCUUGCCAUGAUGGAACUGAAGCUGACUACGGCUGUACUGGUCAAAGACUACAAGGUGAAAUUGGCUGCCUCCUGCACCGAUGACAGUAUGGCUAUGACCGAUCACUUCUUGAUCAUUCCAAAAGGUGGCAAAUGUGAGUUACUUUUUUCCGCUGCAAAGUGCAAGGCGAGUUAG
Molecule: messenger RNA, 1482 nt
Organism: Exophiala aquamarina CBS 119918
Lineage: Eukaryota; Fungi; Ascomycota; Eurotiomycetes; Chaetothyriales; Herpotrichiellaceae
Exons: 6
Coding region: 1-1482 (493 amino acids)
Molecular function (GO): heme binding; monooxygenase activity; iron ion binding
Source: RefSeq, a predicted model, not a curated record